This is a messenger RNA of Juglans regia (Persian walnut), 2234 nucleotides long. Its product is annotated as anaphase-promoting complex subunit 8. Gene Ontology annotation, biological process: cell division. The transcript has 4 exons. NCBI's taxonomy places the organism in Eukaryota, Viridiplantae, Streptophyta, Magnoliopsida, Fagales, Juglandaceae. Gene Ontology annotation, molecular function: protein binding. The record is from RefSeq and is a predicted model, not a curated record. Gene Ontology annotation, cellular component: anaphase-promoting complex. Bases 162 to 1895 code for a protein of 577 amino acids.
UUGUUUUCAAAUACAAUCUUUGGGGGCGGGCCGCCGGAGCGCGACCAGCACACGCGGUGCACGUUAGAGGCGUCAAUUGUUUGAUUUUUUUUAACUCUUAUGAAGAAGAGCGCGAGGAAUUAAGCUAAGUGACUGUGUGUGUGAGAGAGCGAGAGGGAACGAUGAAUUCCAAAGAGAGUUGCAGAACUGAGCUCCGGACUGCGAUUAAUCAGCUCAGUGAUCGUGGCCUUUACUCCGCCUCCAGAUGGGCAGCAGAACAGUUGGCAGGAAUUGAGCAAGACCCGGCAAAGUUCACACCUGCAAACACCAGAUUCCAGCGUGGAAGCUCUAGCAUCCGCCGGAGAUUCCGAACGAAUGAGAUCACUUCGACACCAGUCGCUGGUGUGUCAUAUGUGUCAACUCCAGUGAUGGAGGAGGAUGAUGCGGUUGAUGGUGACUCUUACCUUCUGGCCAAGUCUUACUUUGACUGCCGGGAGUACAGGAGGGCUGCUCAUGUCCUUCGAGACCAAACUGGAAAGAAAUCUGUGUUCUUGCGAUGUUACGCUCUAUAUCUGGCUGGAGAAAAGCGGAAAGAAGAAGAGAUGAUUGAACUUGAGGGACCCUUAGGUAAGAGUGAUGCUGUGAACCGCGAACUGGUCUCUUUGGAGCGUGAGUUAUCAACGCUUCGCAAGAAUGCUGCAAUUGAUCCAUUUGGGUUAUACUUGUAUGGUCUUGUGCUCAAAGAGAAAGGCAGUGAGAAUCUUGCUCGUACAGUUCUUGUUGAGUCUGUGAAUAGCUACCCUUGGAACUGGAAUGCAUGGUCUGAGCUGCAGUCUUUGUGCACUACAAUUGACACCUUGAACAGCCUUAAUCUCAAUAACCAUUGGAUGAAGGACUUCUUUCUUGCCAGUGCUUACCAAGAACUUAGGAUGCACAAUGAAUCUUUAGUAAAAUACGAAUAUUUACUGGGAACUUUUGGUUUUAGUAAUUACAUCCAGGCUCAAAUUGCAAAAGCUCGGUACAGUUUAAGGGAAUUCGAGCAAGUCGAAGCAAUAUUUGAAGAACUUCUAAGAAAUGAUCCUUAUCGAGUUGAAGAUAUGGAUAUGUAUUCCAAUGUGCUCUAUGCAAAAGAGUGUUUUUCUGCCCUAAGUUAUCUUGCCCAUAGAGUAUUUAUGACUGAUAAGUACAGACCUGAAUCUUGUUGCAUUAUUGGGAAUUAUUACAGUUUAAAGGGGCAGCAUGAGAAGUCAGUUAUGUAUUUUAGGAGGGCACUCAAACUGAACAAAAAUUAUUUAUCUGCUUGGACACUUAUGGGUCAUGAGUUUGUUGAGAUGAAAAAUAUUCCAGCCGCUGUUGAUGCCUAUCGACGGGCUGUAGAUAUAAAUUCGUGUGAUUAUCGAGCAUGGUAUGGAUUAGGACAAACUUAUGAGAUGAUGGGCAUGCCUUUCUAUGCUCUCCAUUACUUCCGAAAAUCUGUGUUCUUGCAGCCAAAUGAUUCUCGGUUGUGGAUUGCAAUGGCUCAGUGUUAUGAAACUGAGCAGCUUCGCAUGCUUGAGGAGGCAAUCAAGUGCUACAGAAGGGCAGCAAAUUGUAAUGACAGGGAAGCAAUUGCCCUACACCAACUAGCAAAGUUACAUUAUGAACUUGGCCGUCCUGAAGAGGCAGCAUUUUACUACAAGAAGGAUAUGGAGAGAAUGGAAGCUGAAGAGAGGGAAGGACCAAAUAUGGUAGAAGCCCUGCUUUAUCUUGCUACAUACUACAAAGCCCAGAAAAGAUUUGAGGAAGCAGAAGCAUAUUGUACCCGUCUUCUGGAUUAUACUGGCCCAGAGAAGGAAACAGCGAAGAGUUUACUACGAGGAAUGAGAACAGCACAGUCUAAUAUCCCUUCAAUGGAUGUUGAGCAUUUCCCCCCCUGAAUUUCUUAUUACUACAUGGAUGUUGUAGACCUCUUCUCCCAGUUUCUGGCUUAGGGAAAUCAGUGAUUCAUAAAAGCUUUGGAUAAGAUCACAAUACAAGCAUAAGUUGAUGUAUUUUCAAACGCAAUCAAAGUGGGGAUGUGCCGAACAACGUUUGAGUCUGUGGAGCUGCAGUCAUCUAGGAUAGGUGUUGGUACACUAGUGUAACAUAUGGACUUUUGAUUUAUCAUCCAGAAGCCUGUGUACGUGUAGUUCUUCCUGGGUUAAUAUGUAUUGUGAUCAUCUAUUAAUGUCAUCUCAGGCCUAGAAAUGUCAUUCUUGUUUUUUCCCUUCAUGGUU